AUGGACGAUCCGAAUAGAAUGAUGGCGCACAGCGGUGGUCUCAUGGGACCUCAAGGCUAUGGUCUUCCUGGCGGCGAUGGGGCUCCCGCCACUGGUGAAGGCGAAGCCCGAAAACAAGACAUCGGGGAAAUUUUACAACAAAUCAUGAAUAUCACCGAUCAAAGUCUCGAUGAGGCUCAAGCAAGAAAACAUACACUGAACUGCCACAGAAUGAAACCUGCACUUUUCUCUGUGUUGUGUGAAAUUAAAGAAAAAACAGUGUUGUCUCUUCGUAACACGCAAGAGGAGGAGCCCCCAGAUCCUCAACUCAUGCGUUUAGACAACAUGCUGAUUGCUGAAGGAGUGGCGGGCCCUGAGAAAGGUGGCGGUGCUGGGGCUGCAGCCUCGGCAUCAGCGGCCGCGGGAGAGUGGGGUGAUUGCAGUGUGGCUCAAGCAGAUAACGCGAUCGAGCACUCGGACUACCGCGCGAAGCUGGCCCAGAUCAGGCAGAUCUACCACCAGGAACUCGACAAGUACGAGAACGCCUGCAACGAGUUCACCACACACGUCAUGAACCUGUUACGAGAACAGAGCCGCACCAGGCCUAUCACUCCCAAGGAAAUAGAGCGCAUGGUGCAGAUCAUACACAAGAAGUUCAGUUCCAUUCAGAUGCAGCUGAAGCAGUCCACCUGCGAGGCCGUCAUGAUCCUGCGUUCACGUUUCCUGGACGCGCGCAGAAAGCGGCGCAACUUCAGCAAGCAGGCGUCCGAGAUCCUGAACGAGUACUUCUACUCGCACCUGUCCAACCCCUACCCCAGCGAGGAGGCCAAGGAGGAGCUGGCGCGCAAGUGCGGCAUCACCGUGUCCCAGGUGUCUAAUUGGUUCGGCAAUAAACGUAUUCGCUACAAGAAGAACAUCGGGAAGGCGCAGGAGGAGGCGAAUCUGUACGCCGCUAAGAAGGCCGCUGACCUCUCUUGGGCGGGCGCGGGCCGGCGCGAUGCGCGCUCACCUUCGGCCGGACACGCCUCAUACAACACAGCGGGUGCGUCGCCGUACUCGAUGGGCGCCGCGUCAGGGACGGCCACGCCCAUGAUGUCUCCGGCGCCCACGCAGGACUCCAUGGGGUACGCGCUGCCCGCGGCCGGCUACGACCAGCCCCAGCCACCGUACGACACCUCCAUGUCCUACGACCCCAUGCAUCAGGACCUCUCGCCUUAG
Danaus chrysippus (African queen) is the source of this 1197-nucleotide messenger RNA. The record is from the annotation of a GenBank genome assembly. NCBI's taxonomy places the organism in Eukaryota, Metazoa, Arthropoda, Insecta, Lepidoptera, Nymphalidae.